This is a messenger RNA of Sardina pilchardus (European sardine), 3748 nucleotides long. It is a transcript of the gene ddx24, whose product is annotated as DEAD (Asp-Glu-Ala-Asp) box helicase 24. Bases 140 to 3229 code for a protein of 1029 amino acids. NCBI's taxonomy places the organism in Eukaryota, Metazoa, Chordata, Actinopteri, Clupeiformes, Clupeidae. The transcript is spliced from 9 exons. The record is from RefSeq and is a predicted model, not a curated record. Gene Ontology annotation, cellular component: nucleolus. Gene Ontology annotation, molecular function: RNA helicase activity; ATP binding; nucleic acid binding.
UGACUGACGAAGACAUGGCAGCCGCCUCGUGUGCCACAUGAGUGUGUCUGUUUCUUGAGGUUUCUGUGGAUAUUUGGACAAAUUCAACGUUGACGUUCCGGAACAUCUGUGUGGGGACUGAAGAGUCAGUGACGCCACUAUGAAGCCAAAGAAGCCCCUGCCCACAGGCAGACGCCUGAGCUCCCACAAACGAGGGAUACUCAUCAAAGGCAAGUGGAAGGCCGUGCAGCUGGACCCAAGCCUGUUCGCCAAUGAGGACAUGGGGGGCCUAGUUUGCUUUGAGGAGCUGACCGACUACUCGCUGGUCAAUUCAGACCGAGCCCUCAUCUCAGCAGAGGAGAAGCCCGAGAAAAUGGCCAAGAAGAAGAAUAAGAAGCGAAAGGCGAGUGAACUGGACGCUGAGGAAGAGGAGGUGGAGAUAUUGGUGGAUGAGGAAGGAGAGCUGGAGGAUGAGGAGGAGGCAGCAGCGUCUUUGGGGGAGGAUGAAGAUGCUGAGCAGGAAGACGUAGGGCCGGAAGGAGAUGAUGCAGAAGUGACAGAGAAACCGGCCAAGAAGAAGAGAAAGAAGCAAAAGAAGAAGAAGAAGAAGAAGGAGACUGCAAACGAAGCGGACACUACAGCCACUGAGACAGGGCAAGAGAUGUCUGCUGACCAGACCACGGAGGACGGACAGGAGACCACCAACAAAAGCCAGGAUGACAAAACAGAAGAUUCUGUCCAGUCCAAAAAAAAAGACAAGAAAAAGAAAGAGAAGAAGAAGAAGCCAGACGUCACCAAACAGACUGAAGCCUCCCAGGAGGAGCCAGUGUCCCCACCGCAAGGCUCUCAGCUCAAGAACAAGAAAGAGAAGAAGAAGAAGAAGAAGAAGCCAGACGUCGCCAAACAGACUCCAGCCUCCCAAGAGGCGCCUGCGUCCGCCCCGCCAGGCCCUCAGCCCAUGAAGAAGAAGGAGAAGAAGAACUGGACCAGCGCCGCGCUGGGUGGUGCCUCGGGGGCGGCCGACGUGUCGGCGUGGAAGGACCUGUUUGUGCCCGAGCCCGUGCUGCAGGCGCUGAGCAAGCUGGGCUACUCGGCCCCCACGCCCAUCCAGGCCCUGGCACUGCCCCCCGCCAUCCGGGACCACAUGGACAUCCUGGGCGCCGCCGAGACAGGCAGCGGAAAGACUCUUUCCUUUGGAAUUCCUGUGAUCCACAAUAUCUUGGAGUGGAAACGUGUCUCUGAGAAUUGGAAGAUGAGUAGACUGUCAGACACCACGCCACAGGAAGAGGGCGCUGUUUCUCCUCCAGCCAGUGAUGCCGCUGAUGCUGCUGACACUAUUACCACUACUGCAGAAGAAGAGACGUCUGAGAGCACCACCAAACAAGAUGAACCUGUGGAGGGCGUUUUGGAGACUCCAUCUGUGGUAGUGACUGAAGCAGAUGAACCAGUAGGGGCCGCUGUCGAGACGCCAUCUGUGGUAGUGACUGAAGCAGAUGAACCAGUAGGGGCCGCUGUCGAGACGCCAUCUGUGGUAGUGACUGAAGCAGAUGAACCAGUAGGGGCCGCUGUCGAGACGCCAUCUGUGGUAGUGACUGAAGCAGAUGCCGAGAACGAAGAUGAUGCCGUAGAGGGAGAGGAAGAUGAUGAGGAGAAAGAUGAUGGGGAGGAAGAUGAUGUGUCGCAGGAUGGUGAGGGGGAGGAGGAAGAGGAUGAUGGGCUGGAAGGUCAUGAAGAUGAAUGGCAUGAUUUGGAUGAUGAUGAAGACGAUGGUGGUGAUGGUGGUGGGGGGAAUGACGUUGACCAAGUCCAAAUCAUGACAUCUCAGACUGGCUUGAAGAAACCUGAUGAGGCCAGUGACAAGCAGCCACUGUUGGCUCUCGUUCUCACCCCAACCAGAGAGCUGGCUGUGCAGGUGAAACACCACAUAGAUGCCGUCGCUCAGUUCACAGGCAUAAAGACAGCGAUCAUCGUUGGCGGGAUGGCUCCCCAGAAACAGAACAGGGUGCUUAGUCGGAAGCCGGAAAUCGUCAUAGCAACUCCUGGCCGUCUCUGGGACCUGAUCAGAGAGGGACAUUCCCACCUUACGAACCUCCGACAUCUCCGGUCACUGGUCAUUGAUGAGGCUGACCGAAUGGUGGAGCGUGGCCACUUCGCCGAGCUGGAUAACCUUCUAGAAAUGCUCAGCACGUCCCAGUUCAACCCCAAGCGGCAGACGUUCGUCUUCUCGGCCACUCUGACCAUGGUGCACAGCCUGCCCAUGCGGGUCCAGCAGAAGAAAGGUCGCAAGGUCCAGCCCACCAGCAAGCUGGACCUCCUCAUGCAGAAGGUCGGCAUCAAGGACAAGCCCAAGGUCAUCGACCUGACGCGUAAGGAGGCGACGGUGGAGACGCUCACGGAGACGCGCCUCCACUGUGAGAAGGAGGAGAAGGACUUGUAUCUCUACUACUUCCUGUCGCAGUACCCGGGCCGCACCAUGGUGUUCGCCAACAGCAUCGACUGUAUCAAGCGGCUCAACUCGCUGCUGGUCAUCCUGGAUCAGACGCCACUGCCACUGCACGCCAACAUGCACCAGAAGCAGCGACUCAAAAACCUGGAGAGGUUCGCCGAGAGAGACAACUGUGUCCUCCUCACAACGGACGUUGCUGCUAGAGGACUUGACAUUCCGAACGUCCAACAUGUUCUUCACUACCAGGUUCCGCGCACGUCAGAGACGUAUGUCCACCGCAGUGGUCGGACGGCCCGUGCCACUAAGCAGGGUCUGAGCUUGCUGCUGAUUGGUCCAGACGACCUGAUGAACUAUAAAAAGAUCUACCGGACCCUGGGGAAAGACGAGGACCUCCCCAUCUUCCCUGUGCAGACCAGAUGCAUGGCUGCCAUCAAGGAGCGUGUGAAACUAGCUUGGCAGAUCGAGAAGAUUGAGUAUCACAGUGGCAAACAGAAACAGCACAACUCCUGGUUCAAACAGGCCGCAGAGGCCAUGGAGAUGGACCUGGACGACGACCUGCUCCUGGCUGCGGGUCGUGAUAAGGAGGAAGACCUGCAGAAGCAGAAGAUGGUGAAGGGCAUGAAGAAGCACCUGAAGCACAUGUUGUCCCAGCCGGUGUUCAGGAACGACAUGAAGACCAGGUACCCCACGCAGAUGGGCCGGCUGCAGCUGCCCGAGCUACCCCUGGCCAGCCUGGAGACGGCCAUCACCAGCGUUGCCAAGAACAAGGACAAGAAGAGCCAGUGGAGGAGGAAGAAGAAAUAGUUGGAGCUUUUCUUUUGUUUGGCAGGCGUGCUGAUGCAACACAGAGGCACAUAGACACACACACACACACACACACACACACACACACUCUCUCUCACUAACACACACACAAGCACACACACACACACACACACACACUCUCUCACGAACACACACUCACACACUCUCUCUCUCUCUCUCUCUGUGAAUGUGGGAGAUGGCUCUGACCAACGUGGUCAAAAACAAGCACAAGAAGAGGCAGUGGAUGAACAGUAAGCAGAAGAAAAAAAAUUGAGAUUUUUUUUUUUUGGACAGGGGUGCUGAUGCAACACACACACACACACACACACACACACACACACACACACACACACACUGUGAAUGUGUGAGACAGCUUUGACCAGCGUUGCCAACACAAGGACAAUUAAGAAUCAGAAGACAAAUUAAUGAAAGCUUUUGGUGGACGGGCACCGACCCAUGCAUAAAAGCUUAAGGCUUAUCACCAUCAAUCAAUUCCGAAAAGACUGUUUUUUAUUUAAA